AUGACCGUACUGUGCUUCCGAAGCUACCCUGGUAGAAUGGGGUUACCAAGGCCGACAACUCGAUGCUUCUUCAUAUCUUUGGUUGCCUGUGCUGCUCUUCUGGACGUUUGUCAUGCUGGCCUUGAAGGCAACAAGAACAAACGAGACAUCAACAACAGCCCCGCUUCCACUAUCACCAGCAAUGAGACUGUGGUGUUUGUUUCAACCUCUGAACUCCAGGAUGGACAAAUUAUUACGAGCUUCCUGACAACAUACGUUCUCGUCACAUUCUCCAGAAGCCUUGGCGAUGUCACGCCUUCAAUCACUUCUCAAGAUGUCCCUGCUUCCUCGGUACUCACAUUGAACUCGUCAAGUCAAGCUGUCCCUGGAGCGAACACCAGUACCAGUGCUACCUUGAAUAGUGCGACUAGUCUGCAAUCUAGUUUCCGAGGCCCAUUCACCAAUACAUCUACCAAGUCCAACUUUUCAGGAUAUUCGUCUAAGUCUACGGCCCCCAUCCCCAGUUCAAAUGAUACGUUGCCGCAAAGCAGUCAUUCUGGAGAAAUCAGCGUCCUCUCGAGCACGAUUGUUGAGACCGACCAGAGCUACUCUUCAACUGGAACUGGCUUUGCUUUCCCAACUCAGUGUUCUCAGGGACUCAAUUCUACCUUCCAUCCCUCUCAAACUCACAGGUCUCUGUCCGUGGGCGAGCCAGGACGCACCAACACAUCUCAUUCGGAUGCAACGAGGCAUAGUGAAAGUCCCAGUGUUGUCCUGCCACCCUCAUCAGUUACAAGCCCUACACCUUUCAUUGCCACAGGUUCUUCUACCACCAGACCUGUCGAUACGAGCAGAACACAUGACAUUGUCCAGUCUUCUGGUACGGUAGGCGGCAGCGGAGCCGCUUCUUCUGUAAGAAACACGGCCUCGACAAAAGGCAGUGUAGCAGAGUCUUCCAUCACCUCUUUAGGCGACGACACUCCUCGAGGAGGUCUGUCGUCCACCAUCGAAACUAGCCCCAAGUCCACAAUUGGAGACGAAACUCACACCACAUCAACCAAGGAUGCCAGCAAAAGCCAUACUACCAAGAGGGAUGGACCAGAUUCUUUCACCGCUGGAAAGGAUGUUGACGAAGCGUCUACCACCAGGAGAGAAAAUGCCUCUUCUUCAACUGAAAGGACUAGCGACGGCACCUCUACAGCGCGGGAGGACGAUAGAAGCAAAUCUACGAGCAAGCAAAAAGACAGCAACUCGUCAACUGACAGAAAGAAUGACGAUGAAUUUUCAACAACCGCAAACAAGGACAAUCAGUCUUCCACCUCUCCUUCAUCUGGGAGCAGUCGGGUGUCCAGCACAUCGUCGCUCGCCCGAUCAACAACACCUCAGCCAGGUGGCAGCGCGACAAGCGGUGUCAGCUCCACGACUUCCACCAGCUCAGACAACUCCUACACCGUCCUCUUCAUGACCGCUACGACAACGCAGCCGCCAGGCGUGGACUCAACAACCAAAGUUACGUGGACUUCCUCAGAAGUCACCACCUCCUCUUCCGACGGUGGCAUCAUCUUUCCUUGGAUCGUACCCGUCUGGGGCUGCAUAGGGCCGAUUUGCCAUCCUCAAUGUCUCAUUCCGUUUCUCGGUUGCAACAUGCCUCAGCUCAAGCUUCCAGGCCCGAUGGGGUUUCCGUGGGCCACGCCACCGCCUAUACCUCCUAAGGAGCCCCGGAAGGGUGACCCAAGCGAUCCUGACGAUCCGAAGCCCUCGGAGACCCCCACAAGCACCUCUUCAGAAUCGUCUUGUACUGCUUCUACCACAUUAUAUCCCAACUGCGGCCAAAGCUGUGUCGCUAGACCAGUCACUACUAUCGACAAGUCUACGAGCUUCAGCACAUCAUGUUUCACGUUCACCUGUCAGCCAACGGUCGUCUGCAGUAAAACGGUGCAAACCACAACCACUACAACAAUCUCUACAGCUAGUGCCACACCCUCUGAAUUUUUCUGCAGCCCAGAGUCCAACUGCGGGGAUUGUGUGCUUUCGUCUACUGAGACGCAGUCCGGUCUAUCAAAGAGAGUAAUCAACUAUGUCGAUUGGAACCCUCCCGAUGACGAUGAACUACUUAACCACCCUGAUGGAAUCUGGGUUAAAGAUGUCAAAAAAGAUGCAGCGGGCAACGAUAUCCCCAUAAAUGACAGACCAUACGUGACAACCUGGCCCGCCGGUGAAGCCGCCUGGCGCUUGCGAAUGUUCCGCCAGAUCAAGAACUACUGCGACGGGGCAGAGGAGCAAUACCACAGAUAUCCCGACGGUAUAACCUCGCGAUUGGGGCCGUACGGAGUGUCCACGAUGCGAGUCAGUGAAUGGGCUGACAGAGGAAUCGUCGGUGGGAGCGGUCCACUAUGGGGUUGCAGUAUUCUGAUGAUUAUCACCAAACGAGGAAUAUACGUGAGUCACAACUGGGAGGUCCCAAACUUCGCAAACCCCUACAAUUAUCCAGGACUCGACCUCAAUGAAGAAUUCCACAAAGGUGUGGAGAUGUUUUUGAAAGAGGGAGACGCAAAACAUAGGGGUAUUGACCAGCUGAAGGAACAAACGCAUAUUUUCGACAACAUGCAAGAAGACACACUGCAAAUCAUUAUUUUCACUCCCCAGACUGGAAUUUUAUCUCCAAUGCGUGAGGAUCCUGUCAGAGAUGCUUUGGUGCGGCACCCGUCUGCAGUUGAACGAUGGAAAAACUUCAUUGUUGGCCUCGGAUUUCCUCGAGAUAAGAUUAUGGUCCAGGCUUACGUUAAAGGUCCUUUAUACUGGCCAGGUGUGCCUAGGCCUUUGCAGGAAGGACAAAGAGUCAUGGAUUAUUGGCAGCCGGAGUCUUCUGCAGGUCUUGCCUUCUUCCAAUACCAUCCUGCGCACAAGGUUGAUGGGGUUAAUCGAGGCCCUACCAUCAAAGUGUUCUGGGAGUAUUACGACAAGAUAAUUUUUGAGUCGUCUUGGUGUUAUCAAGAAGACGAGACGGUUGCGGCUCGCGACGACGGAGGUGGCUCCUGCCCUGUUCCUCAGGCUGCCGGUAAUGGACCAUCUGCAUCAGGUGAUGGAGGAUCCGCUUCAGCAUCCGCAUCAAAGGGGAUAUCCAAUUCCUCGGGGAAGACCUCCACCAGUAUUACUUUUACCAGUUCUCAAUCGGCGAAGGGGUCAGGUUCUAUUUCCUCCGGUAACACGGCAGUCGCCACGAGCAAAUCAUCUGCCACCAAAACCCCAGGACCAAGCUCCACAGCACCAUCAUCAAGCCCUCCACCCUCAAAUACAGAUGAGCCGCUCAAACGUACUGUCCAUAUCAGCCAAGAAAUCCGGGGUAAUGUACAUAAGAAUGACGACGUGCACAUGGCGAACAUCACAAUCUCCGAGACCAAGGAUGGCAAAAAGACCGUUUUGGAAAGUGAGCAGCACAGCGACGGUGGCAAAUUCAGAUCUCUACCGAGUUCGCAAACUUUGACGGAUGACCAAGGCAACGAGCUGAGAAUCGAAUUCAGAAAAGAAGAACACCAUAAUAUCACGUUGUGGGCGAACAGUAAUGGCAAGCCAGAAUUCUGGAGCAUUGAGAAUCUCGAGAAAGAUGAGAAGAAUCCAAUGAAGCCAUGGUGCGAAGUGAAGAGCACCGUCCCGAACAGAUCUGCCGUUCUUAUUUUAAGAGAGAUUGAGUGCUUUUACUAUGUGUGA
Colletotrichum aenigma is the source of this 3687-nucleotide messenger RNA. RefSeq lists its product as uncharacterized. The coding region runs from base 1 to 3687 and encodes 1228 amino acids. The transcript is spliced from 4 exons. Lineage: Eukaryota; Fungi; Ascomycota; Sordariomycetes; Glomerellales; Glomerellaceae. The record is from RefSeq and is a predicted model, not a curated record.